AUGCCGUCGGGUGCGAAGAAGAGGAAGGCGCUGAAGAAGAAGCAGCAACAGGAAUCGAGUAGAACAAGUACGAACAAUCAGGGUUUCAAUGGCGAUAAUCUCCAUGGAAAUGGAAGCCAAGAUGAUAGGGAAAGUGAUAGCAAUUUGAGCUCCCCUGGUUCUCAAGGAAAUGAAGAGUUUGGUGCCAAAGAUCAGUCUGCUGCUCUAUCAUCUGCUAAAGAGUUAUCAGGAGAUGAAAAUGUUACUCAGGGACUAAGUCAGAAAAGUGGAAACGGUAUUGCGGCGGCUGAGAGAGGAGCUGAUGACAAGAAAAUUACUGUGGAGAAACCAGUCAAAUCCUCUUCUGAGAAGUAUACUCACACAGCUAAAAACGUAGCUUGUCAGGAUCCUUGUGGUAAUUCGAUUACCGAAAUCGCUCCUGUUGCCGAUUCUGUGAAACCUGUGGUGUUUGUCUCCAAAGUAGUGAUUCCUGAAAAGAGUGAGCACGUUGAGGCCUCAACACACUCAAAUAUGGUCAAACACAAGUCUGUGGAGAAUAAAGAGUACCCAUCUGCAGAGAGUGUAAGAGAAUCUGAAGCUCCAGUAUCCUCUGAGGAAAAGCGUAUUUUGCUGCCUGGUCCACCAGCCGUCCGAACUUCGUGGUUGAGUUGCUGCGGUUUGUUUGAUGCUAUGUCAGGAUCUGAUAGAUAA
Molecule: messenger RNA, 690 nt
Organism: Microthlaspi erraticum
Lineage: Eukaryota; Viridiplantae; Streptophyta; Magnoliopsida; Brassicales; Brassicaceae
Source: the annotation of a GenBank genome assembly